Messenger RNA from Camelina sativa (false flax), 1865 nucleotides. NCBI's taxonomy places the organism in Eukaryota, Viridiplantae, Streptophyta, Magnoliopsida, Brassicales, Brassicaceae. The record is from RefSeq and is a predicted model, not a curated record.
UUUUUUUUUUGGGUGAUGAUGUGUUGAACACUCUUACGUUUUUGGGGUAAUUUUAGUUAGGUGUGGAUUUAAUGGUUGAGGAAGGUAUAUGGUGUUUCUUUAUGGAUAUGAAAGAACUCUCGUUUCUGUGAGGACGAGGUUGUUGUUGGAGAUUGCUGCUCAUCUUCUUUACAAGUUUUUAAGUGUUUUGAGAGCUUUCUAGAGUAACCAUGGAUGGAGAGGCUACUUCUUGGAUUAGGAGAGCUAAUUUCUCUCAUACUGUUUGUUACCGUAUGAUAAGCUUAGAAUCAAAUCCAGAUAGGACGACAUCUGGAUUGAAAAGAAUGCCUCUGAGUUCACCUUCUGAUUUGAAAUCACUUGUUGGUGGUGGUACUGAGAUACAGAGGAAUCCACUCACUAAUAAGAAGAGGUCUGUUUCUCCUUCCCCUCAUAUGGCUCUUCCUCAUUCUUUUCAGGAAGCCAAGUCUGAUAUUAAAAGGUUUUCUACUCCACAUCCCAUAAGAAUGGAAUCAGAAAAGGGUAUUAAGGGCAAGGAUUCCUCUGAGAGCAAAUCGUUUCAUCUACGGCCUCUGUCACACUCUGGUCCUAUUAGGGAUCUUAGUACGUUGAAAAUUCAAGACAGGGCAAAGAGCAAGAUAGACAAGAGGUCUUCCAAGUCUGUUGACUACAGAGGCUCUAAAGUUAGUUCUGCAGGAGUGCGUGAAGAGUACCUCAUUGAUGCGUCUAAGGUGUCUUAUGGGGACAGGUUUACUCACGGGGUAUAUAGUCAGCUUUACCAUGGACAAUAUGAAGGUAAAGCUGUUGCUCUGAAGAUUAUCACAGCGCCUGACAAUAGCGACGACAGGUUCUUGGCAGCUCGUUUAGAGAAACAGUUUACCAUGGAAGCCACACUUUUAUCUCGACUAAGCCAUCCGAACGUCGUUAAGUUUGUGGGAGUCAGUACUGGAAACUGUAUCAUCACGGAGUAUGUACCUCGAGGGUCAUUAAGAUCAUAUCUGCACAAGCUCGAGCAGCGAUCUCUUCCUUUGCAGCAGCUAAUUGAGUUUGGUCUAGAUAUUGCGAGAGGAAUGGAGUAUAUUCACUCAAGAGAGAUAGUUCAUCGGGAUCUCAAACCAGAGAACGUGUUGAUCGAAAACGACUUCCACUUGAAGAUUGCUGACUUUGGCAUAGCGUGCGAGGAGGAGUACUGUGAUGUAUUGGGUGAUAACACUGGAACUUAUAGGUGGAUGGCACCUGAAGUGAUAAGACGGAUACCACAUGGAAGGAAGUGUGAUGUUUAUAGUUUUGGACUUAUUUUAUGGGAAAUGGUAGCUGGAGCAGUUCCAUAUGAGGAGAUGACUCCUGUCCAAGCUGCUUUCGCAGUCAUGCACAAGAAUAUUAGGCCGGUGAUACCGAAGGAUUGUCCAACGGCUAUGAAAGAGCUGAUCGAGCUAUGUUGGUCGUUGCAAACAAACAAGAGACCAGAAUUCUGGCAGAUUGUCAAAGUGUUGGAACAGUUUAAGAAGUCUCUGACAAACGAAGGAAGACUCAAUCUUUUACCUAGCCAGAUCUGUCCAGAACUAAAGAAAGGUCCCAAAUUCUGGAUUCAUAAAUUGGGAUCAAUCCAUCAUCACCACAGCGGUGGCGGCAGCACCAGCACCUUAGGCUCAGCCUUGCCUAAGCCUAAAUUUGCAUGAAAGACCCUGUGACUGACUCUCAAUUUUUUUUGUGAAUAGGAAAAGAGCCAGUGGUUAUGUUUUUGUUUAUAAUCAACUGUCUCCGUCUUUACUUUUCAUUGAGUUGGCUUGGUUUUUGUGAAGCCAUCUCUUUUCUUUUUUCUUCUUGAAAUUGAUUCGUUUUGUUUGGAAUAAACAAAGGUUUUAAGA